GCCCUAUUUUCCUCUGCCACUCUCAAUCCUCGCAGAAAACACAUCUUCUUUGGAUUAUCAUCUGGUAUCAUAGUCAAGUUGAUCAGAUGGUUAUCCCAAUCCAACCUACCAUCCCAUUUUUUGAAGGAAAUGGAUAUGAUACUUGGAGUAUAAAGAUGAGGACUCUUUUUAUCUCCGAAGAUCUGUGGGAGCUUGUGGAUAAGGGUUAUGUAGAAGAGGAAAUUCCAAGAGAUGCUAUUAGAGAUGUACGAAAGAAUGAUGCUAAGGCAUUGUUUUUUAUUCAACAAGCAAUCACAGAGAGUAUUUUUCCUCAAAUUUCAAAGGCAACAAAGUCUAAGGAAGCAUGGGACACUUUGCAAACAAAAUAUCAAAGCACAAGCCUGGAUGCAGCUCAAGAUGGAGAUGGUAGCCAAACUGACAUCCCUCUCAUGGAUGACUCUGUGUAUGAGGCAGCAGCGAAGGGCGACAUUGAAGCUCUGAAGAAAAUUCCAGAGUCCGAAUUUCAUGCCCAAUUAAGCCCAAAGCAUAACACAAUACUCCAUAUUGCAAGUGAAUUCGCAAGGGAAGGGCAUUUGAAGGUCGUGGAAGCUCUUAUAAAUGCUGCAAGAAAACCUACACUAGAUAUUGAAACUGGGCCUGGACCACAUAAGGUUAUGCUGAGGAUGAAAAAUAAGGGGAAAGACACAGCCUUGCAUGAGGCAGUGCGAUAUGGGAAUUGUGAGGUGGUGAAGUUAUUGAUCAAGGAGGACCCCGAUUUGGUCUAUGGUGCUAAUGAUUCAGGUACGACUCCUCUUUACAUGGCUGCGGAGAGAGGAUUUACAGACUUGGUGGAAAUAAUCAUAGAUGAAAGUAAGGAAACUGGUACUUCACCCCCUUCCAUUGGCUUCAUGGGUAGAACAGCCUUGCACGCAGCUGUAAUAUGCAAUGACCAAGAAAUGACAAAGACGAUACUGCAAUGGAAACCAGACCUCACCAAAGAAGUAGAUCAGAAGGGAUGGUCUCCACUUCACCAUGCUGCAGAGAGAGGUUGUGAUCUAAAAAUAGUGGCGUUAUUGCUAGAAAAAUCAGAAAAGAGUGUAGCCUACCUUAGGAGCAAAGAUGGGAAGAAGACUGCCCUUCAUAUUGCAUCUUUCCACCAUCAUACAAAAAUAGUAGAGGAGAUCCUAUCUCACUCUCCUGGUUGUCGGGAGCAGGUCGAUGACAAGGGCAAUAAUAUUUUUCACUUUGCCAUGAUGAAAAAGGGAGACGGAGACGAUGAUUUGAAGCCUAGUAAUUACUUCAAUAAAUGGUUAGGGUCAAGAGGACUUGUAAAUGAGAAAAAUGCUCAAGGAAACACACCCAUCCACCUGCUCUCUCUUAAUCAAAUUUCAGAUUUUUUGUUCGUACUCCACCACACUGUAGAUAAGAGGGCGUACAACAAUGAAGACUUAACAGCUUAUGACAUAAUUUUGAGGGCCAAAGAGGACAUUUAUGAGGAAAAGGAUGAUAUCCAAGCUGACUUCGAGUGUGUUAUGGCUGAAUUUAGUUCUUCGGCUCGGGAGAGGGUAACUAAGAGAUGGGAGAGAAAGAAAGAAAGGAAAGAAUACAUCUCUCAAUUGCAAAAACAAGGGGAAACCCACUUGAUAGUUUCUGCGCUUAUAACAACAGUAACUUUUGCUGCGGGUUUCACCUUACCCGGUGGUUACAAGGAGGAUGAUGGCCAGGCAAUUUUAUCAAAGAAAGCAGCUUUCGAAGCAUUUGUUGUGACGGAUACCAUAGCCAUGGUAUCUUCACUAUGCGCCGUAUUUCUUCACUUUUUUAUGACCAUGCGCCAACGUGGGGAGUUCCUUGAAAAACACUUACUUUGGGCCUUUUUUUUGACCAUGGUUGGGAUGGGAGCAAUGGCCAUCGCUUUCGCAACCGGCUUGUACGCUGUUUUACCGCAUUCCUCGGGCCUUUCAGUUCUCACUUGCAUCCUCUGCUCUUGCUUUUUCCUCUCCAUUGCAGUUGAAUAUUGUUUAUUUUGGAGAGGUACGAUUUCGGACAUCAUAAUCAAAAUAAUCGUUGGAUUAGUUGAAUUGAUCUUUGGAUGGUGUGAGGAGAGAGAGAACCGGCUCUGAGCAAACUGAUAUCGGAAGCAAGGAAAGCUGAAAGUAGGGAAUCAAAAUAUACUCAUUUGAAUUUGUAUUUGCAUGGGAAUUAUAUUUUAAAUCUGAGUGGACUAUUGAACUCAUUUGUCUGGGCUGAAAUUAAACUUAUUUGAAGUGUUUUCUUGGUUUGGAUUUCAUUCAUACACUUUCAAGUCUUUAUAAUCCACUAUUUAUUUAUUGUAAA
This is a messenger RNA of Vitis riparia (riverbank grape), 2313 nucleotides long. RefSeq names its product ankyrin repeat-containing protein At5g02620-like. NCBI's taxonomy places the organism in Eukaryota, Viridiplantae, Streptophyta, Magnoliopsida, Vitales, Vitaceae. The transcript has 6 exons. The coding region runs from base 87 to 2099 and encodes 670 amino acids. Gene Ontology annotation, cellular component: plasma membrane. The record is from RefSeq and is a predicted model, not a curated record. Gene Ontology annotation, molecular function: protein phosphatase 1 binding; protein phosphatase regulator activity.